AUUGGACUGCUGUUUGCGUCUGCUUUGCAUCUUUACCACACUGGAGACCAGUUGCUACAACUCGGGUAUUAUUGCAAUUAAACGUUCGUUUAUAAAUAACAAUGCGUGCGGUUCCAACAUGGAUAGAUAAAGUACAUGACCGGGAUAAAGUUGAACAAUGCAUUUAUGACCUGGCCUUCAAACCGGAUGGCACUCAACUCAUUGUAGCAGCUGGAAACAGAGUUCUGGUUUAUGAUACAGCUGAUGGAACUCUAAUACAACCACUAAAAGGACACAAGGACACGGUUUACUGUGUGGCCUAUGCUAAAGAUGGAAAACGUUUUGCAUCCGGAUCAGCAGAUAAGAGCAUCAUUAUUUGGACCUCGAAACUGGAAGGCAUUCUCAAAUACACGCACAACGACUCGAUCCAGUGUGUUGCAUACAACCCUGUCACACACCAGCUGGCUUCCUGCUCUUCAGGAGACUUUGGUCUUUGGUCUCCAGAACAAAAGUCUGUCUCUAAACACAAAGUAAACAGCAAGAUCACAUGUUGUGGUUGGACGAAUGAUGGGCAGUACCUGGCACUGGGCAUGAUGAGUGGUGUAGUGAGCAUCAGGAACAAGAACGGGGAGGAGAAGGUGAAGAUUGAGCGACCAGGUGGCUCGUCCUCACCCAUCUGGUCUAUUGCCUGGAACCCUUCCAAGGAUGAACACCAUGAUAUCUUGGCAGUGGCUGAUUGGGGACAAAGGCUUUCUUUCUACCAGCUCAGUGGCAAGCAGAUUGGAAAGGAAAGGCAGUUGAACUUCGACCCUUGCUGCGUCAGUUACUUCUCCAAGGGCGAGUACAUAGUGAUGGGUGGCUCAGACAAGCAGGCAUCCCUCUACACUAAAGAUGGCGUUCGGCUCGGGACCAUCGGAGAGCAGAACUCCUGGGUCUGGACCUGCAGGGUCAAACCAGACUCCAACUAUGUGGUGCUGGGCUGUCAGGAUGGCACAAUAGCUUUCUUCCAGCUGAUCUUUAGCACAGUGCACGGUCUGUAUAAAGACCGCUACGCCUACAGAGACAGCAUGACCGACGUCAUCGUCCAACACCUCAUCACUGAGCAAAAAGUGCGCAUAAAGUGUCGGGAGCUGGUGAAAAAGAUCGCAAUCUACCGCAGCCGACUAGCCAUCCAGCUACCGGAGAAGAUUCUGAUUUACGAGCUGAGUUCGGAUGACUCAUCAGACAUGCACUACCGCGUCAAGGAGAAAAUCUGCAAACGCUUUGAAUGCAACCUGCUCGUCGUUUGCUCCCAGCACAUCAUACUCUGUCAGGAGAAGAGAUUACAGUGUUUGUCAUUUAGUAGCAUUAAGGAAAAGGAAUGGAUUAUGGAGUCUCUGAUUCGCUACAUCAAAGUGAUUGGCGGCCCACCAGGAAGGGAGGGGCUUCUGGUUGGCCUCAAAAAUGGAGCAAUUCUGAAGAUCUUCGUGGACAACCCAUUCCCAAUCACGCUGCUGAAGCAAAACACAUCCGUGCGCUGCCUGGAUAUGAGCACAUCGCGUAGCAAGCUGGCUGUGGUGGACGAGCAUAACACCUGCCUGGUCUACGACAUCCAUACCAAAGAGCUGCUCUUCCAGGAGCCCAAUGCAAACAGUGUGGCCUGGAACACACAGUGUGAGGACAUGCUGUGUUUCUCCGGCAGUGGCUAUCUCAACAUUAAGGCAAGCAAUUUUCCUGUACACCAGCAGAAGCUUCAGGGCUUCGUUGUGGGCUACAAUGGAUCAAAGAUCUUCUGCCUUCAUGUCUAUUCCAUGGCUGCAGUGGAGGUACCUCAGUCGGCUCCAAUGUACCAGUAUCUGGAGAGACGGAUGUUCAAAGAAGCCUAUCAGAUUGCUUGCUUGGGCGUGACUGACAGCGACUGGAGGGAUCUGGCUACAGAGGCUCUAGAAGGACUGGACUUUGACACAGCUAAAAAGGCUUUUAUCAGGGUUCGAGACCUGCGCUACCUUGAGCUCAUCAACAGCAUUGAGGAAAGGAAGAAAAGAGGUGAGAACAACAGUGAUCUUUUCCUAGCCGACGUCUACGCUUACCAGGGCAAAUUUCACGAAGCCGCCAAACUCUACAAGAAAAGUGGCCAUGACAAUAGAGCCCUCAGCAUGUAUACCGACCUGCGCAUGUUCGAGUAUGCCAAGGACUUUCUGGCCUCGGCAGACCCUAAAGACACGAAGUUACUGAUGAAGAAGCAGGCGGAUUGGGCUGAGAACAGCAAGGAACCGCGUGCUGCUGCUGACAUGUACCUUAAUGCUGGAGAGAACAUGAAAGCCAUCGAGAUCAUCGGGAAGCACGGCUGGGUCGACAUGUUGAUAGAUUUGGCUCGGAAGCUUGACAAAGCGGAGCGCGAACCUCUGUCCAGGUGUGCCGAUUUCUUCAGGAAGUUGAAUCACCAUGGUUACGCAGCCGAGACCUACUCGAAAAUGGGUGACCUGAAAGCUUUGGUGCAGCUGCAUGUGGAGGCCAGGCACUGGGAUGAGGCCUUCUCUUUAGUGAAGAAACAUCCUCAGUACAAGAACGAUGUUUACGUGCCCUAUGCACAAUGGCUCGCUGAGAACGAUCGCUUCGAGGAGGCGCAGAAAGCUUUUCACAAGGCUGGGCGGCAAGCAGAAGCAGUCAAGGUUCUGGAGCAGCUUACCCAUAAUGCUGUGGUGGAAAGCAGAUUCAAUGACGCAUCUUACUACUAUUGGAUGCUCUCCAUGCAGUGUCUGGAUAUAGCACGAGAUAUUGGUGAGACGAGGGAGGAGAUGUUAAAAAAGUUUCACAGUUUUCAACACUUGGCUGAGCUGUACCACGUCUACCACUCAAUUCAUCGUUACAUAGUGGAGCCCUUUAGUUCAAGCAUGCCAGAGACUCUCUUCAACCUCUCAAGAUUUCUCUUCCACAACUUGACCAAGGAUGUCCCACUGGGCAUCUCCAAAGUCUACACUCUUUAUGCUCUGGCCAAGCAAAGUAAAGCACUGGGGGCCUACAAGGUGGCACGACAUGCUUUUGAGAAGCUCCAGGGUUUGAAGAUUCCAACUCAGUUCCAGGAGAGCAUAGAGCUCAACUCCCUUACCGUUCGCUCCAAAAAUUACCAUGACAGUGAGGAAUUGAUCCCAAUGUGUUACCGCUGUUCAACCAACAACCCACUACUGAACAACCAGGGCAACGUCUGUGUCAACUGUAGACAGCCUUUUAUAUACUCUGCCUCCUCUUAUGAGGUCCUUCCUCUGGUGGAGUUCUAUCUUGAAGAUGGGAUCACAGAUGAAGAAGCAGUGUCUUUGAUCGACCUGGAAGUACCUCGCAUAGAAAGGAAGGCAUCCCGCUGGCAUGAGACGAGCAGUGGUGAAUCUCAGACACUGAAGCUGGAUGAAGAUGUGGAGAGACCUGACGAAGAUCCCUUCACUGCCAAACUGAGUUUUGAGCAGGGGGGUAGCGAGUUCGUUCCGGUCAUAGUCAGUCAUGCAGUGUUGAGCUCCAUGUCUAGAAGAGAUGUCCUGAUAAAACGCUGGCCCAAGCCACUCCGCUGGCAGUACUAUCGCUCUCUACUACCCGAUGUCAGCAUUACCAUGUGUCCAUCGUGCUUUCAGAUGUUCCAAAGUGAGGACUAUGAGCUGUUGGUUCUCCAACAUAACUGUUGUCCUUACUGCCGCAGACCCUUCGACGAGCCCAACUAGCUCAGCUAAAUGGACUUGCAGCUUUUGUAGAGUCUGUUUUUAUAGGACUUACAGAUUAGCCCUGGCUGAGUGACUCUGAUCCUUUUUACUUGAGAUUUCUAUCUGUAAUAAAAAAGAGACUGUAA
This is a messenger RNA of Trichomycterus rosablanca, 3793 nucleotides long. It is a transcript of the gene ift122, whose product is annotated as intraflagellar transport 122 homolog (Chlamydomonas). Lineage: Eukaryota; Metazoa; Chordata; Actinopteri; Siluriformes; Trichomycteridae. Gene Ontology annotation, cellular component: non-motile cilium; intraciliary transport particle A. The transcript has 29 exons. Gene Ontology annotation, molecular function: protein binding. Gene Ontology annotation, biological process: intraciliary retrograde transport; protein localization to cilium; non-motile cilium assembly. Bases 102 to 3668 code for a protein of 1188 amino acids. The record is from RefSeq and is a predicted model, not a curated record.